Oncorhynchus mykiss (rainbow trout) is the source of this 10494-nucleotide messenger RNA. RefSeq lists its product as uncharacterized. NCBI's taxonomy places the organism in Eukaryota, Metazoa, Chordata, Actinopteri, Salmoniformes, Salmonidae. Gene Ontology annotation, cellular component: signaling receptor complex; plasma membrane; cell surface. The record is from RefSeq and is a predicted model, not a curated record. Gene Ontology annotation, molecular function: signaling receptor activity; protein binding; calcium ion binding. Gene Ontology annotation, biological process: axon guidance; regulation of developmental process; cellular response to tumor cell.
UGAAAAUUCCUCCGCCGCGGCGACAGAGAAAAAUAAAAGUCGAAAAGUGGAAUUCUAAAACAGUUCCACAAGUACAAACACAAAAAUAUCUCAGUAAUCAAUUUGUAAUGCGAUGUUGGUUUGGUGAGUGUCAAAGUGUACUUUCAAAUGUGCCGACACUCAUAUAUAUAUACUGCUCAGAUAGAUCCUCCUCUGUAACUUCUGCGGAUGAAUAGAUUUUCCUCUGAGUGACUUCAGCGACGAGGUGAGGAGUGAAGAAACGGAAUACAGUCUUUUAUAGUAAAAUAGAAACAAAAACGAAGAUUUUAAAGUAAAAACAGACGGGGACGAAACAAGGGGAACGGGGCCUUUAUUAUUUUAACUCCGUAAUAAUAUUGUUCUUGACGACACAUUUAGAAGUUUAGUUCACCUAACUGGAGACAGAGCUCAGCCUCGCGCUGGCGACUCUAUGUGGAUUUUACAGAAAAUAUGGGCCAAUUACCCGUUUUCUCUUCGGGCAAAGUAUUAGUCAUCGUCGUCUGCUGUGUUCGUCUUUCUUUGGCUCUCCAGUGUCUGGAUGCUGUUAAGCCGUGUGUCAACAAUGCUACAUGUGCCACCUUCACCAACGGGACAGGAUACUGCAGGUGUGCCGCAGGUUUCCUGGGUGAUUACUGCCAUCACAAAGACCCGUGUCACCCUGGUUACUGUCUGAAUGGGGGGAAUUGCUCUGUGGCUGUGUCGGGCAUCCCGGGCAGCCCUACCUGCUCCUGUCCCCUGGGCUACACUGGGCAGCACUGCCAGACCCCCCAGAACUCCACCUGCUACCCCAACAACCCAUGUGCCAAACAAGGAGUCUGCACCCUGCUCUCCCUCGACAAGUACAAGUGCCAGUGUGCCCACGGGUGGACAGGCAUGCGCUGUAAUCGUGAGGACAGCUGUCUGUCAGGACCCUGUGCUAAUGGAGGCACCUGCAGCUCUCUGUCUGGGGGCAAGUUCAGCUGUACCUGUCCUCCAGGUUACUGGGGUCCUCGCUGCCUCAACGACACUGACGAGUGUGCUGCUUCUGCCCCGGUGUGUCAGAACCAAGGGGCGUGUGUCAACACCCCCGGCUCCUACAGGUGUAACUGCGCCCCCGGGUUCACUGGCCGCCAAUGUGAGACCCCCUACAUCCCCUGCUCCCCCUCGCCCUGCCUCAACGGGGGCACGUGUCGCCCAACCUCUGAGACCAGCUACUGGUGCCACUGCCUGCCAGGCUUCAAUGGUACUAACUGUGAGAACAACAUUGACGACUGCCCCGACCAUCAAUGCCGAAAUGGAGGGACCUGCAUGGACGGUGUCAAUACUUACAACUGCCAAUGCCCCCCAGAAUGGACUGGUCAGUUCUGUACUGAGGAUGUGGAUGAGUGUCGCCUGCAGCCCAACACAUGUCAGAACGGGGGGACCUGCAGCAACAUCCAGGGCAGCUACACCUGUGUAUGUGUCAACGGCUGGAGUGGCCUGGACUGCUCUGAGAACAUAGAUGACUGUGCUACGGCUGCCUGCACCAAUGGCUCCACCUGUAUUGACCGUGUGGCAUCCUUCCUUUGUGUCUGCCCCUAUGGAAAAACAGGUUUGCUCUGCCACGUGAACGAUGCCUGCAUUAGUAGCCCGUGCCGGGACGGGGCGCAGUGCGACACCAACCCCAUCAACGGCAUGUUCAACUGCAACUGUGCCCCAGGCUACAUAGGAAGCACCUGCAAUGACGACAUCAAUGAGUGCAUCAUAGGCUUCCCCUCAGGUCCAAACCCCUGUGAGCAUGGAGGAUCGUGUGUGAACACAGAUGGCUCGUUCACAUGUAACUGUGCGAGAGGUUAUGGUGGGCCGCGCUGUGAGACAGACAUCAAUGAGUGUGCGUCCAGCCCCUGCCAGAAUGACGGCACCUGUCUGGACCGCAUAGGAGACUACAGCUGCAUCUGUAUGGAAGGAUUUGAGGGAACACACUGUGAGAUUGACAUCAACGAGUGUGCCAGCUCUCCAUGUCUGAACCAAGGGACCUGUCUGGAUCAAGUCAAACGCUACGUCUGCCAGUGCCCUCUAGGAUUCAGUGGGGAGAUGUGUCAGAUCGACAUUGACGAGUGUUCCAGCACACCAUGUCUCAACGGGGCUAAGUGUAUCGACCGUCCCAACGGCUACGAGUGUGAAUGUGCUGAAGGCUUCUCGGGGCCGUUGUGUAAUGAGAACAUAGAUGACUGUGACCCAGAGCCCUGUCACCACGGGGUUUGUCGUGACGGCAUCGCAACCUUCUCCUGUGACUGUGACCCGGGCUACACCGGCUCUAUCUGCAACGUCCAGUUCAUGGAGUGCCACAGCAACCCCUGCCAGAACCGUGGACGCUGCAUCGACCUGGUCAACAAGUACCAGUGCAACUGUCUGCCUGGCACCUCGGGGGUGAACUGCGAGUUCAAUGUUGACGACUGUGCCAGUAACCCCUGUGAAUACGGAGAGUGCCAGGACGGGAUCAAUGAAUACAAGUGUGUCUGUGCUCCAGGAUACACAGGUGCAAAAUGUGAUGUGGACAUCCAUGAGUGUAACUCCAGCCCGUGUAUGAGUGGGGGUACGUGUGUGGACAAGGUAAACGGCUUCAUCUGCCAGUGUCCCCCUGGCACCCACGGCCCCUUGUGCCACUCUGGCACCAACCACUGUGCCCCCCAGCCCUGUGUACACGGAGACUGUGUAGAGCAGCAGAGCGGGUACAACUGUGAGUGUGAUUCUGGCUGGGUGGGGCAGCACUGUGACCAGGAGAAGGAUGAGUGCCAGUCCAGCCCCUGCCAGUAUAGCAGCACCUGUGUGGACAGACUCAACGGAUACUCUUGCCAGUGUCGCCCCGGAUUCACAGGUGUGAACUGCGAGUUCAACAUGGAGGAGUGUGCAUCAAGCCCGUGUGAGAACCAUGGUACCUGUGUGGAUGGAGUCAACACCUACAGCUGCCUGUGUGAUCCUCCAUACUCCGGAAAACACUGUGAGGAGGAGUUGGUUCCCUGUGCGUCUCAUCCAUGUGAGAGGGGAGGUGUGUGUCAGCCAACCCCAGACUACACCUUUUACACCUGUCGAUGUCCCAGUGGCUGGCAAGGCCCCCGCUGCACUGAGGAUGUGGAUGAGUGCAGGAAGAACCCAUGUCAGAACAGGGCCCGUUGCAUCAACAGCCAGGGAAGCUACGUGUGCAAGUGUCGACCAGGCUACAGCGGUCUCAACUGCCAGACCAACAUCGAUGACUGCUCCCCCCACCCGUGUCUGAACGGCGGUUCCUGUGUGGACGAAGUGGGAGGGUUCUCCUGUGACUGCCGGCAAGGGUUUGAUGGUGAGCGGUGUGAGGCAGAAGUGGACGAGUGUGCCAGUCAGCCGUGUCAGAAUGGAGCUGUGUGCCGGGACUACGUCAACAGCUUUGUCUGUGUGUGCCGGCCAGGUUUUGAUGGAAUCCUCUGUGAACACAACAUCCCAGAAUGCACUGAGAGUUCCUGUCUGAAUAACGGGACCUGUGUUGAUGACAUCAACACCUUCUCGUGUCGUUGUCGUCCUGGCUUCUACGGCACCUUCUGUGAGUAUGAGCAGAAUGAGUGUGACUCUCAGCCCUGCAAGCAUGGAGGAACCUGCACUGACGGCCUGGGCUCCUACCGCUGCACCUGCCCUGUGGGCUACAAUGGACAGAACUGCCAGAACUUUGUGAACCUGUGUAGCCAGCCACUGUGCCAAAAUGGAGGGUCUUGUUCCCAGUCAGAGACCACCUGGUUGUGUCACUGUCCUGUGGGGUGGACUGGCAUGUACUGUGAUGUCCCCAACAUGUCCUGUCAGGACUAUGCUGCUCGGAACGGUAUCCAAGUGGAGUUAGUGUGCAAGCACUCGGGUCGCUGCGUGAACGUGGGUAAUGCCCACCAGUGUCAGUGCUUGCCUGGUUACACGGGCAGCUACUGUAACGAGAUGGUGGAUGAGUGCCUUUCCAACCCCUGCCGCAACGGGGCCACCUGCAUGGACUACCAGGGCACAUAUGAGUGUAUGUGCAAGGCUGGCUACCAGGGGGUGAACUGUGAAUAUGAUGUGGAUGAGUGUCACUCUAAUCCUUGUCACCACGGAGGAACCUGCAUCAACCUCAUAAACCGCUUUUCCUGCGCCUGCCCACCUGGCACUAAUGGUGUUCAGUGUGAGGUGAAUGUGGACGACUGUGCUCCCAAGCCUGGCUCCUGGGAGCUUCGCUGUCUGAAUGGGGGCCAGUGUGUAGACGGGGUGGGACGCUACACCUGCUCCUGCCCCCCUGGCUUUGCUGGGGAACACUGUGAGGGGGACGUCAACGAGUGUCUCUCUGGUCCCUGCCAGUCUCCUGGCAGCCUGGACUGUGUACAACUGGCCAAUGACUACCAGUGCCGCUGUCGCUUGGGCUACACAGGACGCCGCUGUGAGUCCAUGGUGGACCUGUGCCAGUCGAAGCCGUGCCAUAACAGUGGCACCUGCUCCAUGAACAUGAGCUCAGUGCAUGGAUACACAUGCAUCUGUCAACCAGGCUUCACUGGCUUCAACUGUGGAGAGGUGGAGGGCUACAACUGUGCCAAGCUGCGUUGCCAGAACGGCGGGCAUUGCCAGGAGUCUCAGGUUGGUCGUCCGCACUGCCGUUGCCAGCCAGGCUUCAGUGGGCCCCGCUGCGAGACCGUUCACAGCUGCCAGAACCGGCCCUGUCUGAACGGAGGCACCUGUAUGAAGGACCCACUCUACCAGUACAGCUGUCACUGCCCAGCCCACUUCUCAGGCAGGCACUGUGAGAAUGUCAUCUUCGAUCCGUCUUCCAGCACCCCCGCCUCCUGCCCCCACGUAGAGUGUGAGCAGCAUUCUGGGGAUAAGGUGUGUGACCCGCAGUGCAACAGCCAUGAGUGCCAAUGGGAUGGAGGGGACUGUUCUCUACAUUGGCGCCAGCCAUGGGUCAACUGCACCGCCCCGGUGCCCUGCUGGGAGCUGUUCCGCAACGGCCGAUGUGACCCCGAGUGUGACAACUCUGGCUGCCUCUUCGACAGCUUUGAGUGUCAGGAGAGCGCACAGUCUUACUGCAAGUAUGAUAAGUACUGUGCGGCUCACUAUGCCAACAAGAUCUGUGAUAAGGGCUGUAACACGGAGGCAUGUGGCUGGGACGGCCUGGACUGCUCUGGAGACACCCCUGCUGUGGUGGCUGACGGAACGCUGGUGAUCGUAGUGUUACUGCAGCCUGAGGAGCUAAUGGGAGACAUGAGAGGCUUCCUGCGCUCCCUGGGAACCCUGCUGCACACCAACCUCCGUGUCAAGAUGGACGACCAGCAGAAACCUAUGUUGUAUCCGUACUACGGCCUCGAGCACGACGGCGCCAAUGAAGGACAGCCUUCUACCAUGAAGCUUAGAGGCAAACGGGAGCUAGACAAGGAGGUUGUCGGGUCUAAGGUGUACCUGGUGAUCGAUAACCGUAAGUGUUCUGAGCGCUCCAUGGACUGCUUCUCCAGCACAGAGCUGGCUGCAUCCUUCAUCGCUGCUGAGUACUUGAAAUCUGAGCUGCCCUACCCUGUGGUCUCUGUCAACAGUGACCCUACGGAACCCCAUAAGCCCCCCUUCCUGCUCUACCUGGCUGUGGGAGCAGCCGUCAUCAUCCUGCUCAUCUUGGUGCUGGGCGUGCUGGCCGCCAAGAGGAAACGCAAACACGGCAUCCUCUGGCGCCCCGAUGGCUUCCUGGCCAAGAAGGAUGACAAGAGGCGAGAACCCGUGGGCCAGGACGACUUCGGCAUGAAGAACUUCAAGACCCAGGAUGGAGGGAUGAUAGAUGGAGGCCAGAGGUGGAUGGAAGAGGAGGCUCCGCCAAAGAAAGUAAGGACUGAGGACAAGCCCCUGCUGCCCAUGGGUGUGGAUGGAGGAGUGGACAGACGGGAGUGGACCCUGCAGCACCACAAGGCUGCUGACAUCUCUCUCACUCCACCACAGACUGAUCUGGAGGCAGACUGCCUGGAUGUCAAUGUCAAAGGACCAGAUGGUUUUACCCCCCUGAUGCUGGCCUCUCUACGAAACGGAGGGGCAUCUGAUUGCGGCCUGCAGGCGGAGGAGGAGGAAGAGAGCGGGGGAGAUGAGCCGGGACCCAACGCCAUCUCAGACCUCAUCACCCAGGGUGCAACAGUCAUGGCCCAGACAGACCGCACCGGGGAGACGGCACUCCACCUGGCUGCUCGCUACGCCCGGGCCGACGCCGCCAAGAGGCUGCUGGACGCUGGGGCAGACGCCAACGCUCACGACAACAUGGGUCGCACCCCUCUCCACGCUGCUGUGGCAGCCGAUGCCCAGGGAGUGUUCCAGAUCCUGAUCCGUAACCGGGCCACGGAGUUGGAUGCCAGGAUGAAUGAUGGCACCACACCUCUGAUCCUGGCUGCCAGGCUGGCUGUGGAAGGCAUGGUGGAGGAACUGGUACAUUGCCACGCUGACAUCAACGCUGUCGACGACCACGGUAAAUCUGCUCUGCACUGGGCAGCUGCUGUGAACAAUGUGGAGGCCACUCUGGUGCUGCUGAAGAAUGGAGCCAACAGAGACAUGCAGGACAACAAGGAGCAGACCCCGUUGUUCCUGGCAGCCAGAGAGGGUAGUUUUGAGGCAGCCCAGGUUCUGCUGGACCACUACUCUAAUAGGGACAUCACAGACCACCUGGACCGGCUGCCCCGCGACACCGCACAGGAGCGCAUGCACCAUGACAUCGUACGUCUGCUUGACCAGUACAACCUGGUCCACAGCCCUCACAAUGGCCCCAACCACAUGGGCGGGGGACACUCUUCCUUGGUCUGUGGAGGCAAUGGCGCUGGCUACAUGGGCAUGCGCCCCGGACCCCAGAGCAAGAAGAGCAGGCGCGGCGGGGCAAAGGUUGGAGGGGUGGGUGGGGCUACAGCAAAAGAGCUGAAAGACAUGAAGGCCAAGCGGAGAAAGAAGCCAACGGGAGGAGAAGGGCCUGCAGUGGGAGGAGCCAGUGGCAACGGCACUAAAGCUGCAGGAGGGCUGUCGGAGAGCUCAGUCACCAUGUCCCCUGUCGACUCCCUGGAGUCUCCACACUCAUACAUAGGAGAUGCUGCCUCCAAAACGACCAACUCUCCUCUCCUGGGCAGCCCCUCCUCCAGGCCCCUGCUGCCCCCAGUCAGCCACAUGCUGGGCCAGCAGCAGAGCUGGGUGGGCUCGAAGCAUGGCUACGGUGGCCACAUGUUCAACCUCCUCCCCCAGCAGAUGGGCAGUGGCCACCCUAGCAUGUCCCAGCACCAUGGCCAAGGCCUGCUCACCCCUAUGAAUGUCACCAUGAGCCGUGAGCAGCUGCCUCCCAUUGUUACCUUCCAGAUGAUGGCGCCGGGGGGCGGGCAGGCCCUGCUGAAGCAGCCCCAGCCUGGGCAGGUGCAGUCCCAGGGGCAAAACCAGGGCCAGCCCCAAUCUCAGCAGGGCCCUACUCACCUCCACUGCACCCAGGGCAUGUUGUACCAGAUGACCAACAUGAGCCUCCAGCACAGCCUGUCUCACAGCCUCCCUCACCCCCACUCCCAUGGCCUGGCCCACGGCCACGGCAUGGUGCAGGAUGGCCAGUCCCGCCAACAGCUCCCUCCCUAUCAGGCUAUGCAGAGCCCCGUGGAUAAGUACCCAACCCCUCCUUCUCAGCACAGCUACGUAACGGCUGGCUCGGAGGGCACCACCCCGGGGUAUCCGGCUCACCCGCCCAGCGAGCACCCUUACCUCACCCCCUCCCCUGAGUCCCCUGACCCCUGGUCCUCCUCCUCCCCCCACUCCAACUCAGACUGGUCUGACGUCACCACCAGCCCCACCCCCCUGGGGAACCCCCAUGCACUGCCGCCUCUCCGCCACACACACAUUCCGGAGCAGCUGCAGCCGCAGUCCCAGCAGACACAACAGAACCCCCAGCAGCCUCAGCGUGGCAACAUGCAGGUGUUUGCAUAGACAAGAGGACUCUAUUAAAGUGCCCAACUCUUAAAUGCUUUGUUGAUCUUUGUAGUUACAACACUUAAACUCUUAUCCAUCACUUGUUUUUGUCUUAUCGUCUCUCUGGUUACUGUAAUCACUUUUACACUUCAUUGUCACACGAUUUUCUUCAAUUUUGCACUUAAAGAUAGUGUAUAGUCUUGUAUGUGUAUUGUCAACUAAAACCAAAAACUGUUUAAGUACCUUUGACAUUUAAAAGUGACGGAUACUCAGAAAUCAAACAAGGAACCAGAGCCAAACGGUGAUCAUGUAAGGAAAAUGGACUGUUCAAGAAGACACCAAGACAGAAUCGACAUUGGAUAUUGCCUAACUCUGCUUCUUAUUGUCAUCCCUCUUGGGACGUUUCUUUGGGCUGAGACUUAUUUUAUUUAAAAAAUUAAGGAAAUAAUUGCUCAUUUAACAUGCCUUCAUUUUCAUUCACUGUUUUAUGUAGACUUCUGCCAAGGACAUAGGGUUUCAUUGAAAAUUAACUUGGCUUUUUAUAUGAUGGGUUAUGUUCGCUUAUGUUAAGAUGUGUUCACUAAGCGAAGACUGCCUUAUGGAUUCGUAUUAUGGAAUGUAUCUGAUUAGGAUGUGGUGAUGCUAUUUGAGGGACUAUUGUGUGGUUAGAAACACACACACAAGCUAAAAACAUGCAGAUACAUCUCUUCAAUGUGUGGUUCUAAGCUAAACUGUGGUGUAAAUAGUUGUCAUGUACACUGAGUAUACCAAACAUUAGGAACACGUUCCUAAUAUUGAGAUGCACCCCUUUUGCCCUAAGAACAGACUUCUUGAUACACACAGGAAACUGUUGAGCAUGAAAAACCCAGCAGCAUUGCAGUUCUUGGCACAAACUGGUGCACCUGGCACCUAUUACCAUACCCUGUUCAAGGACAUUUGCAUUUUUUGUUUUGCCCAAUUCACCCUCUAAAUGACACACAUACACAAUAUGUCUCGAGGCUUAAAAAUCCUUCUUUAACCGGUCUCCUCCCAGCUACACUGAUUUAAAAAUAUUUUUUUUUAAGUGAUCAUAGCUUUCACUUGGAUUCACCUAGUCAGUCUAUGUCAUGGAAAGCAGGAGUUCUUAAUGUUUUGUACACUCAGUGUAAGUUCCUGUAUUCUUUUUCAUUAUUGCCUUUGUUACAGUGUAGCCUCUGUCUCUCCCCUACACUUUAGGGAGGAUGUCAGUUAGUGGGGGCUGUGGUGUUCUGUGUCAGGAGAAUCUGUGUUACUGAAGAGUUUAAGAUGUAUGGUACAGUUAUGGAUACAAAAGAAAAGAUUGACUGAAAUACCAAAUUAAAGAAAAAGGCAUUGUUUGAUGUUGCACUGUCGCUCUCAUGUUCUCUCACCAUGGGGGUUUCACUCUGGUGUGUGAAAUAAGACGAGGACAAAGAUGCUUUACAUUAUGUUACUAAGUCAAUCACUUUGAUAGAACAGUUGAGCGUUGAGGUACAGUAUUUCUUCCAAAAUCAUGUAAUCACUUUUUUGCUUAAUUACAAUCAGUGUAUUUGUGUAUCUUUUUUGUGAUUCAUAAACCAAGUCGUUUAAGAUAAAAAACAAUUGUAUAAUGAGUUUUUGUCGUCCUAAUGUUUCUCAUAUGACCACAGCCUUAUGUGAAUGCUCUGUGAUUACAGACAAUCAUUGAUUGUUUCUAUUUUGUAAAUGAAACAUCAAUGUCUCCAAGACCAAAGUGAUUCAUUGCAAAUCCAUGACAUUGGUGACUGUUGAAAGUGUUCUUUGGAAAUGUUGCAUUUUGGAGGUAUUGUCUAAUCAAAGUGGAUUAUUGUUACAAUGUAUUUGAAAGAUUAAUAUGGCUUUGACAGAGCAAAAUCCAAAUACAGUCAAUGAUUAUUGUUAUACCUUUUAUUUAACUAGGCAAGUCAGUUAAGAACAAAUUCUUAUUGUCAAUGACGGCCUAGUGUUAACGACAGCCGUGGGUUACCUGCCUUGUUCAGGGGCAGAAAGACAUUUUUACCUAGUCGGCUCGGGGAUUCGAUGUUGCAACCUUUCGGUUACUAGUCCAACGCUCUAACCACUAGGCUACCUGCCGCCCCGUCACACAUGGUAAGGUAUCAUUUGAGUGCCUUUAUGAGAACUACAUACUAAAGUCCUUUCCCAUUCCCCCUAUCUGGCACUUAAUAUCCCCCACUACAAAUGACUUCUGAUGUACUAUCCACAUAAUCAAAUCAGCAGAGCUCGUGGAGCAUGGUAUUUACACCUAAAUGCCGCAUUAUGCAAGGCUAUGUUUUUUACGUGCUGUAUAUAAACAAGUUUUGUAUGUUUAUACUUUUUCUGCUAACCAAAUACAUACACGUUAUAUGAAGUAGCUUCCCCUCAUAUUUGUAUGAUGAGGAAAAUAUGCCUGUUUAUAAAGAACAAAACCUGUCUGAUUUGAAAUAAACUAAACAAAUGAUACAUAUUAUAGAUCUAAAAUGUCUGACUUUAUUUCUGUAUAUCUGCCUAUUGUGCACGUAUGUGCCAUUCUCAUGGUAAAACACAGGAAUUGUUUUUCGAAAUAAAUGAAUAAAUUGUUCAAAA